This is a messenger RNA of Pongo pygmaeus (Bornean orangutan), 2443 nucleotides long. It is a transcript of the gene GP5, whose product is annotated as glycoprotein V platelet. The transcript has a single exon. Bases 247 to 1929 code for a protein of 560 amino acids. The record is from RefSeq and is a predicted model, not a curated record. NCBI's taxonomy places the organism in Eukaryota, Metazoa, Chordata, Mammalia, Primates, Hominidae. Gene Ontology annotation, molecular function: protein binding.
UGAAAACGCUUUAAUCUCAAUGCUUUAAACUGAGAGUGGAAAAUCAAUAAAGCAAAAGAAUGAGACCACGCAGUGUAGAAUGAAUGCCUUUUCACCACGUAGGGAAAUCUGUAGUCCUAAGAAAACAGGGAGUGAGAAUUCUGGCGAAAGGAUUGUGCCUCUGCACAAAGUGCAGGAUCCCAGGGUUCAGUACGGGCGCGAACGCUCCUGUGUGUUGACCACACUCCCACGGUUGCUUUUUCAGACAUGCUGAGGAGGACUCUGCUGUGCGCGGUGCUCGGGCUUCUGCGCGCCCAGCCCUUCCCCUGUCCGCCAGCCUGCAAGUGUGUCUUCCGGGACGCCGCGCAGUGCUCGGGGGGCGACGUGGCUCUCAUCUCCGCGCUGGGCCUGCCCACCAACCUCACGCACAUCCUGCUCUUCGGAAUGCGCCGCGGCGUCUUGCAGAACCACAGCUUCAGUGGCAUGACCGUCCUGCAGCGCCUCAUGAUCUCCGACAGCCACAUUUCCGCCGUUGCUCCCGGCACCUUCAAUGACCUCAUAAAACUGAAAACCCUCAGGCUGUCGCGCAACAAAAUCACGCAUCUUCCAGGUGCGCUGCUGGAUAAGAUGGUGCUCCUGGAGCAGUUGUUUUUGGACCACAAUGCGCUAAGGGGCAUUGACCAAAACAUGUUUCAGAAACUGGUUAAUCUGCAGGAGCUCGCUCUGAACCAGAAUCAGCUCGAUUUCCUUCCUGCCGGUCUCUUCACGAAUCUGGGGAACCUGAAGUUGUUGGAUUUAUCGGGAAACAACCUGACCCACCUGCCCAAGGGGUUGCUUGGAGCACAGGCUAAGCUUGAGAGACUUCUGCUCCACUCGAACCGGCUUGUGUCUCUGGAUUCGGGGCUGUUGAACAGCCUGGGCGCCCUGACGGAGCUGCAGCUCCACCGAAAUCACAUCCGUUCCAUCGCACCCGGGGCCUUCGACCGGCUCCCAAACCUGAGUUCUUUGACGCUUUCGAGAAACCACCUUGCGUUUCUCCCCUCUGCGCUCUUUCUUCAUUCGAACAAUUUGACUCUGUUGACUCUGUUCGAGAACCCGCUGGCAGAGCUCCCGGGGGUGCUUUUCGGGGAGAUGGGGGACCUGCAGGAGCUGUGGCUGAACCGCACCCAGCUGCGCACCCUGCCCGCCGCCGCCUUCCGCAACCUGAGCCGCCUGCGGUCCUUAGGGGUGACUCUGAGCCCGCGGCUGAGCGCGCUUCCGCAGGGCGCCUUCCAGGGCCUGGGCGAGCUCCGGGUGCUCGCCCUGCACUCCAACGGCCUGACCGGCCUCCCCGACGGCUUGCUGCGCGGCCUCGGCAAGCUGCGCCAGGUGUCCCUGCGCCGCAACAAGCUGCGCGCCCUGCCCCGUGCGCUCUUCCGCAAUCUCAGCAGCCUGGAGAGCGUCCAGCUCGACCACAACCAGCUGGAGACCCUGCCUGGCGACGUGUUUGGGGCUCUGCCCCGGCUGACGGAGGUCCUGUUGGGGCACAACUCCUGGCGCUGCGACUGUGGCCUGGGGCCCUUCCUGGGGUGGCUGCGGCAGCACCUAGGCCUCGUGGGCGGGGAAGAGCCCCCACGGUGCGCAGGCCCUGGGGCGCACGCCGGCCUGCCGCUCUGGGCCCUACCGGGGGAUGACGCGGAGUGCCCGGGCCCCCGGGGCCUGCCUCCCCACCCCGCUGCGGACAGCUCCUCGGAAGCCCCUGUCCAUUCAGCCUUCGCUCCCAACAGCUCAGAACCCUGGAUGUGGGCCCAGCCAGUGACCACGGGCAAAGGUCAAGAUCAUAGCCCGUUCUGGGGGUUUUAUUUUCUGCUUUUAGCUGUUCAGGCCAUGAUCACCGUGAUCAUCGUGUUUGCUUUGAUUAAAAUUGGCCAACUCUUUCGAAAAUUAAUCAGAGAGAGAGCCCUUGGUUAAAUCAAUGGAAAAAUCUUCUAAUUACUUAGAACCUGACCAGAUGUAGCUCGGAGGGGAAUCCAUACCCGCUGCUGUCUUGCUCUCCCUCCCCUCCCCACUCCUCCUCUCUUCUUCCUCUUCUCUCUCACUGCCACGCCUUCCUUUCCCUCCUCCUCCCCCUCUCCGCUCUGUGCUCUUCAUUCUCACAGGCCCGCAACCCCUCCUCUCUCUGUCCCCCGCCCGCUCCUCGAAACUAAGCUUUACAUUUGUAAACUGUGGUUGCCUACCUUCCCCACCUCCCACUCGGGUGUAUGCUGACACUGCCGGGGGCGCUGGAUUGUGUUGGACCCAUCCUUGCCCCGCUGUGCCUGGCUUGGCGUCUGGUGGAGAGAGGGGCCUCUUCAGUGUCUACUGAGUAAGGGGACAACUCCAGGCCGGGGCCUGCCUCCUGCACAGGUAAAUGUUUGUGAAAUCAAUGCGUGGAUAAAGGAACACAUGCCCUCCAAGUGAUGACGGCUUUUCUUGGAGGGAAAGG